Coprinopsis cinerea okayama7#130 is the source of this 1061-nucleotide messenger RNA. RefSeq lists its product as hypothetical. The transcript is spliced from 14 exons. The record is from RefSeq and is a predicted model, not a curated record. NCBI's taxonomy places the organism in Eukaryota, Fungi, Basidiomycota, Agaricomycetes, Agaricales, Psathyrellaceae. The coding region runs from base 1 to 945 and encodes 314 amino acids.
AUGUCCCUCGCAGAGAUUGGGAACGCCUUGCGCGAGGCUCGCAUAACGCAUAUGGUGGCAAUGGGCUCGAUCAGCGUUUGGAUUUAUGAUUACUUUCUCGUACUUUCAGACGAGAUUGACCUCGUAUGGCAUUCCAAGUGGACCCUCGUGAAGUUCAUCUACAUCGCGGCACGGGUGAUGAACCCCAUCUUCUUGACAGUCAGUCGGUACUUUGACCUCUCGACGGACCAUACGAGCAAGCAAUGUCGACUUCUGUUUGGACUGAGCACAUCCCUGGGUUUCAUCGAAGGCUUGCUUCUCUGCGAUGCCGUCAUGUACCUUCAAGUUUAUGCAUUCUCGCAAUGCAAUAAAUGGGUUGGAAUAUAUCUCAUGUUCCAGUGGGUGGCUGCAGUGAUCACUGGCGUCACACUUCAGGCCAUCCUUUUCUCGACCUCACUGUGGCUUCCUUUGGGAAUUCCAGAGCUUCAUUGCGUCCCCAUCAAGAUUAAUCUCAAUCUCUUGGCCGCUAUCUUCUCUUCCUCUAUUCCUCAGUGGGGUAUGCUCGUCAUGAUCACUCUCUGGAUUAUGUAUCGCAAGUAUCGUCAACUCAAGAGUAGCGUGCUAACCGCGCUACUUCGAGAUGGUCUUAUCUACAUGUAUGGAAUGUUCGCAUUUUGCAUUGCUACCACCAUCAUCACCUACGAAGCUCCACCGGGACUACGAUUCAUCAUCGGAGUACCGAAGAGUGUGUUCCUCAAUAUCCUGGUAUCAAGGCUUAUUCUCCAUUUGCGAAGAGCCGCCCGCGCCCACACAGAGCACAAGACAAUCGGAGGCUAUACCAAUCCAACCAAGAGCUUCACCGGAAUUCACUUUGCACCAAGGUAUCCACCGGGGAAGGGAGUGUCUACCAUCCCGAGCUCAGUGGGGAGCGGGUCAACAUACGUCGACGCCGCAAUUGUACUUUAGGUUUUACAAACGAACAAGGCUUUUCAAUCAGCCAUCCACUCUUUCAGCAUAUUUUACUAUUUAUUGCGUCUUUAUGCACCUGUACAGUACUUACUUACAUUACGGGCAGAUUUGGC